Messenger RNA from Suillus plorans, 1575 nucleotides. RefSeq names its product caspase domain-containing protein. Gene Ontology annotation, molecular function: cysteine-type endopeptidase activity. The record is from RefSeq and is a predicted model, not a curated record. NCBI's taxonomy places the organism in Eukaryota, Fungi, Basidiomycota, Agaricomycetes, Boletales, Suillaceae. The transcript has 14 exons. Gene Ontology annotation, biological process: proteolysis. The coding region runs from base 1 to 1575 and encodes 524 amino acids.
AUGCCAGGCUGUCCUGCAUUCCUCUUCUUCCCGCGCUUCAAGUCGUAUACCCAAGUCAACACAAUGAUGUGGGAUCUGCGCGGCAACGACGCCGCCCAAGAUCGGCGACGUUCUCCAAAUCCCAGAUUUCCAAUGCCAUCAGAACUUCAUCGAUCCCAUGAUCCGUUCCCAAAGCCAUUCGUACCGCUCGGUCUGCCCGACGUUCCACGAUCAGCGUCACCAAAUCCCCGCAUGUAUUCACGUGAGAAUCUCCCUUCGCUUAUUCAUGAGGGCUUUCCUUCUCGCGGGCGCCCACCUCCCCCACCAAUCCCGCAUGCAACGCGACCGCCCCAGUCUCCCUAUAUGUCUCUACAUCCACCUCACCCAUUAAUGUCUCGUCGUUUGACACCUCCUCCACCCAUGCCCGUUCCGCAAUUUGUUUCAAAGUUAUCAAAUGUCCAACCGUCAUCCAGAAAUAAUUACACUGAUACUCGCACUCGCACUCACACUCACACCCAAGGUCAAUCUCACAGACACGGACAUCACCAACAUUCUCAUCCGACUUCUACCGCAACUCAGACUAUUCGUCGCACCACCUCGCAGCAGCUCCGUUUCGCACCACCCACACAGCCUUCAUCCGCAAGCAGUACGCGAAAUUUGCACCGCUCACGUUCUUCACAACAUCUACGUCCGCCAACGCCACACUCAGGUCCUUCAGGUCACGGUCACCGAUCGCGCGUAAACUCGGCAAGUAGUGCACAUAAGCCUAUAAUUCAACCUCAGCAGCAGGUGCAGUCACAUGUUCACCAACAGGUCGUGCAUCAUAACGGUCAUGUUCAUUUUCAAUAUUCGAAAUGCACCGGGCGGAAGAAAGCACUCUGCAUCGGAAUCAACUACAAAGGUCAACGACGCGAGCUUCGGGGCUGUGUCAACGAUGCACACAAUGUAAAGCGGUUUUUAACAUCCAAUUGGGGCUACAAAGAUGGCGAUAUUGUAAUGUUGGUCGAUGACACCGAUAAUUUGAGGCAAAUGCCCACAAGGAAAAACAUUCUCGAUGCGAUGCGUUGGCUUGUGAAUGACGCUCAUCCUCAUGAUGCGUUAUUUUUCCACUACUCGGGUCACGGAGGACAGGUUCCGGAUAAGGAUGGGGACGAAGUUGAUGGACUUGAUGAAGUUAUAUACCCUGUCGACUACAAGAAAGCCGGAAUGAUUGUUGAUGACGAAAUGCACCGCAUCAUGGUCAAAUCGUUGCCAACAGGCUGCCGUCUGACUUCUUGUCACUCCGGAACGGCACUGGUAUUCGGACUGAUCAUCUUGCAGUAUCAUUCGAAUGGGCGCCUCAAGGGGAACCACAUCGCUCGCCAGGCUCAAGCACAGAAGGCCACAAAUGCUGACGUGAUAUCAUUUGCUGGUUGUCGUGAUGAUCAAACCAGUGCUGACACAACGCAGGGUGGCAUGGCUGUUGGGGCUAUGAGCUACCCAGUACAAAGUUACCAAGAACUGCUCAAGUCUGUUAGGGCCAUUUUGAAGCAUCAUUAUCAACAGAAGCCGCAACUGUCGAGCUCGCACUACAUCGUAAGCACUUGUCGUUUGUAG